AUGUGCUCCUACACCUACUCGUGGUACUACUGCAACCACGACUACUAUAUCUGGGCCAACAGCAUUGAAGUCUGCCAUAACCGCCUGCUGUCCGGCUACUCGUACGACGCCUGGAGCAUCGACAUGUGCAAGAACAUGCAAGUGAACUGCGGCGGCUUCUCCAACUAUUACUGCUCCGAAUGCUCCGAAGACGUUGCGCUAGAGUUCGAGUUGGACGAGUUGUAG
This is a messenger RNA of Aaosphaeria arxii CBS 175.79, 225 nucleotides long. RefSeq lists its product as uncharacterized. NCBI's taxonomy places the organism in Eukaryota, Fungi, Ascomycota, Dothideomycetes, Pleosporales. The record is from RefSeq and is a predicted model, not a curated record. The coding region runs from base 1 to 225 and encodes 74 amino acids. The transcript has 2 exons.